UGUGAACUGGUUGCUGAGCUGGAAGCUGUUAGAUGAUUGGAGUGCGGUUGCUUGGAAGCGGGCGGUAUGCGUUAUAGCGUACAAGCAUAGAACACACCGGAUUUUAUGGAGGGAUAAAGAAGAUACAUUGUAGUAACUGGUAAUUCAGGGUUCAACAAACAUUUGUUUGUGUCAUCAGUUCCUAGCAUGCUGCUAUGGCUGUGAAUCUAUAGAUCCUAUAUCUAUACAAUAAUUAUGUGCUUUAUGUAUACUUCUAACACCUAAAACCUUGCAAUUGUUUGGACGCAUAUUGCAUUACUUUACAAACACAGAUUCUUUUUUGAAUUGGUUCUGUCCUUGUACAUUGUGAAUUUAUUUUAUUAUCGGCUAGUCGGCUGAUAACGGUAGUUGGAUGUUAAUGUAACCUUCUGGCUGUUAUUGUAAUAUCUAUUUUGACAUUAACCAAUAUUUAAUUUCCUUCGUGUGCAGUUGAUCCCCAUCCUACUCCAUUUGUUAUGAUUGGUUUACAUGUAUAGUGGCUUUGGGUGUAGUUUUAUAUUGAGCUAAAUAUAUUACUUAGCUUAAUGUCUACUAAUCUUUUGCCAAGUUUAAUCCCUUCUGAAUGCACUUAUAUGUUGCAGAAUUAACCCCCUUAAAUGGGAAAUGCCCUGAGUUGGAAUGGAGGGUUGGAAACAGAUAUUGUUAUGGACCAAACUGAUUAAAUAAAUAAAAAAUUAGCCCAGGAUAACCAGGUGUCUAUUAAAGAGUUAGUCCAACCACUUUAAGAAGUGGUGAUAGUGGUAGGAGUCUAGAUAUAAUAUUAUUUAUAUAGCGCCAGCAAAUUCUGUAGCACUGUACAAUGGGUGGACAAACAGACACAUAAUUGUAACCAGACAAAUGGACGCACAGGAACAGAGAGGUCGAAGGCCCUUCUCAAUGAGCUUACAUGCUACAAGGAAUGGGGUAUAGUCACACAAAGGGUAUAAGUUGGGGAAAUGAAAUUGGUUGCUAGAAAAGUAAUCACCGAGAACUUAGUAGGUUAUUUUUGACAGUUGCAGGAGAGGAGUCACGCGGGAGGUACUCCCUUCCAGGUCCUCCCUUUCCUGCAGCCCUGGGUCUUCCCACCCUCUCUCUAAUGAAGGGCCUUUGGGCUGGUAAGGGUGAGCUUUUAUCUCCCCACCAGCCCAAGAGGGCCCAAAGCAAGGAAACGAGGACCUACCCUGUCAGCAUGGGCAUUGCGGUGGGGCCCCAAUGCUUGUUGGGCCCCUGGUCAAGUGCCCAGUGUGCCCAUGCAGAAUGACGGUCCUGCAGUGCACAUGACUUAGGCUGCCAAGAACUCUGUUUUCUGAAUCAGUUCUCUAUGAGAAAACUUUUUCUUCUUCUUAAGAACAACAUAUUUGUAGAAAUCCUGUAAAAGUAUACGUUGCCAUGUAGCGUACGAAUAGCACAUUAUGCUGUAGAUUAUACUUUAUUACAUAUAUACAAAGUAAUGAGCUAUGAGGCGUCCGUUACAUAUGCAUCCGAGUGGAAUUAGUGUGUAGCCAGGAAGUUGACCUAAAAAGUAAUGCUGAGUUAAAGGGACACUAGUCUCAUAAACAACUUUCGCUUAAUGAAGCAGUUUUGGUGUAUAGAUCAUGCAUCUGAAGUUUCACUGCUCAAUUCUCUGCCAUUUAUGAUUUAAAUCACUUUUGUUUAUCUUUUCUAUGCACAUCUCCCUGCAUGUGACUUACCCAGCCUUCCUGUAAAGUGUCAUCUAAUGUUUACACUUCCAUUAUUGUAAAUUAUGUUUAAUAUAGAAUUUCUUAUCUUUGGUCUGUUAAUAGCUUGCUAGACUUGCAUGGGCCUCCUGUGUAAUUAAAGUUUAAUUUACAAAGCAGGGGGGAAAAACUUUUAAAGUAAGUUACAUCUGAUUGAAAAAGAAAAAAAAUUUUUCAUGCAGGCUGUGUCAGUCACAGCUAGGGCUGUAUAAACAGAAACAUAUGUGGUUUCGCAGGGAAUUGAACAGUCAAACUCACAAAAAUUGCUUCAUUAAGCUAAAGUUGUUUUGGUGACUAUAGUUUCCCUCUAAGGCACUGUUCCUGUCUACUGAAUUUCCAGUCGGGCUGUGCACGCUUCAUGGGUAACCUGUUUGAUUUCUUUUGAAGUCCCGAAAGACGGGCCUGUGAUUGGUCAGCCCAUAUUUAAGCAGAAAUCUUCAUACAAAUGUGGCAAACAAAAAUAAAAAAGGGGCAAUUACAAAAAACUUCAGCUGUUACGCUUCUUAAUAGGGCUGAAUGUUGAAAACCAUUAGUAGGUCGAAGUUGUCAUUGUGGUUUAUCUAACCUAGGGCAUCAUUGUGCUCUAGGUAGUUGUAACCUUUUAAUUUAAAAUGUUUUGAAAAACAGCAAUUUUUACAUUAAAUAGUUAGGCAUGCCUCUAGUGAAUUACAUUUUAAAUUGCAUAAAUUAUUAGUAAGUCACCUAAAAUUUCUUAGAACAUGCUUGCCCUUGCCACAUCCUUACUUACACCCCUAAAAUUAAACUGUCCUUUGUCUUUUUGAAUUGUUGGUUGAUAUGAUUGGGUACCAGUUCCAAACCUGGUAUUCCAUAUACCAUUCUUGAUGUAGCGACAUCUUAGUUUGUGCAUAACUAGAUCCCACUUUUUGCAAACUUGUUCCUUUUCACCAAACUUUGUCAUUGCUUUCAUGUAUACCUAUUUCACAGCUGCUGUUUUAUUAGGAUGUUGGUAAUUUAUGGGGGAAAAAAAAUCAACAGGAAGAUGUAGUGCCAGAUGUGACUGGACUGGUAAAUAUGUUCAUUCUAGGGCCAAGACUAUGUUGUACCUGCAGCUCAUUCUUCUGCUUCUGUAACUCUGAUGCUGGGCUGAGGUAAGGACAUAGGUGGCAUGAAGGGGAGGACUGUGUUGACAUUGGCUGUUUAGCUCUAGCAUGCUGGCGUUGGAUGCCAAAUUUCCACAUUACUCACAUCAGCUGCUGGGAACAUUUGACCCUGGCUGAUGCUGCCAGAGAGUUAUUUUUGUCAGCAGAUGGGGAUAAUCUCUUUUAAGUGAUCAUGAUGCUUGGUAUAACUCUUUAAUGCAUAGUAGACUCUGAUUAGUGUUACCCUUUCACAAACAAUUGACAUAAAAACUGCUACAUUGAUUACCCAUGUCACACUCUGUGCCCACAUGACGACGAACCGUUCACAUUGAACACUCACUUCAGUAGUAUCCUGUGCAUUAGAAGGGAAUCUGUAAGCUUGUAUAAUGCUCUGUGAUUCCAUUUUGGUGUUUUUCAACUGGUCGCCUACCACUAAACAUACAGAAUAAAUUUUAAUAUGUAAUUCUCUUAUAAAAUAAAAUUACUGCAGAUAUACAUUUUUGUUUUAGCCUUACUCUAUUUUAGUAAUAUGGAUGAUUUAAAAAAAGGGGGGAAAAAAAAGGAUUCUCAAAGUACCAUAAUCUGUACAAGGUAUUGUAGUGUCUGUGAGUGAAGUCCCUCUAGUGGCAAGCUUUUUGUUAUGACAUAAGCCAGCAGAUGUCCCAACAUGCAAAGUCCACCCUCUGUUGGAGACGCUGCAGUGGUGGCUGAAGGACUAUAUAUAUAAUAUUACAUUGGCUUUCUUAAACAUGAAAUGGGUAGGAUGUGAAUAGGCCGUUCCUUGUCCCCCUUUAGUAAUAUUAAUCCAUCAUGUAGUUACUUAUGGUUUGUGGAAAUAGGUGAAUAUUCUCCCAUGCCUAUCAAUAUUGGACUUUGAAACGUUAGUUUUGGCUUCUUUUCUUUUACCUCGACCUCUCAUCUUGUGCAUGUGAGGGUAGAAGAGGUAGCCCUGUUAGUGUUAAUUUCCCUUUCAUUUUUUAUUUUUUAUUUUUUUUUUUACUUCUAUAUAUGCAGGUUGCUUAUAGAAAAACACUCAAAUAACAUUUUAUUUAACAUAACACUAACACAUUUAGAAUCUCUAAAAAUCAUAAAUGAAAAUAUCGAUUAGCAAAAAAAUACAGGAAAAAAAAAAAAAAGUUGUGGGCAUCUGAGAGAAAGAGAUGUGAUUAUAGCUUGCCUUCCGAAGAGGCAAUAUAGUCACCAGAACAAUUACAGAUUUUUGUAUUUGUUCUACUGAGUAUAAUCAUUCCCUUCAGGCUUUUCAGAGAAAAGGCCAUAUUUACAUUACAGCCUAGGGCAGUGAUGGCUAACCUUGACACCACAAAUUGUUUCUGGACUACACUUCCCAUGAUGCUCAGCUAGCUUUUAGAGUCUAAAAGCUAGUUGGGCAUCAUGGGAAAUGUAGUCCAGAAACAAUUUGUGGUGUCAAGGUUGUGUGUGUGUGUAUAUAUAUGUGUGUGUGUGUGUAUAUAUGUAUAUGUAUAUGUAUAUAAUAUAUAUAUAUAUAUAUAUAUAUAUAUAUAUAUAUAUAUAUAUAUAUAUAUAUAUACACACAGGGAGUGCAGAAUUAUUAGGCAAAUGAGUAUUUUGACCACAUCAUCCUCUUUAUGCAUGUUGUCUUACUCCAAGCUGUAUAGGCUCGAAAGCCUACUACCAAUUAAGCAUAUUAGGUGAUGUGCAUCUCUGUAAUGAGAAGGGGUGUGGUCAAAUGACAUCAACACCCUAUAUUAGGUGUGCAUAAUUAUUAGGCAACUUCCUUUCCUUUGGCAAAAUGGGUCAAAAGAAGGACUUGACAGGCUCAGAAAAGUCAAAAAUAGUGAGAUAUCUUGCAGAUGGAUGCAGCACUCUUAAAAUUGCAAAGCUUCUGAAGCGUGAUCAUCGAACAAUCAAGCAUUUCAUUCAAAAUAGUCAACAGGGUCGCAAGAAGCGUGUGGAAAAACCAAGGCGCAAAAUAACUGCCCAUGAACUGAGAAAAGUCAAGCGUGCAGCUGCCACCAUGCCACUUGCCACCAGUUUGGCCAUAUUUCAGAGCUGCAAAAUCACUGGAGUGCCCAAAAGCACAAGGUGUGCAAUACUCAGAGACAUGGCCAAGGUAAGAAAGGCUGAAAGACGACCACCACUGAACAAGACACACAAGCUGAAACGUCAAGACUGGGCCAAGAAAUAUCUCAAGACUAAUUUUUCUAAGGUUUUAUGGACUGAUGAAAUGAGAGUGAGUCUUGAUGGGCCAGAUGGAUGGGCCCGUGGUUGGAUUGGUAAAGGGCAGAGAGCUCCAGUCCGACUCAGACGCCAGCAAGGUGGAGGUGGAGUACUGGUUUGGGCUGGUAUCAUCAAAGAUGAGCUUGUGGGGCCUUUUCGGGUUGAGGAUGGAGUCAAGCUCAACUCCCAGUCCUACCGCCAGUUCCUGGAAGACACCUUCUUCAAGCAGUGGUACAGGAAGAAGUCUGCAUCCUUCAAGAAAAACAUGAUUUUCAUGCAGGACAAUGCUCCAUCACACGCGUCCAAGUACUCCACAGCGUGGCUGGCAAGAAAGGUAUAAAAGAAGAAAAUCUAAUGACAUGGCCUCUUUGUUCACCUGAUCUGAACCCCAUUGAGAACCUGUGGUCCAUCAUCAAAUGUGAGAUUUACAAGGAGGGAAAACAGUACACCUCUCUGAACAGUGUCUGGGAGGUUGUGGUUGCUGCUGCACGCAAUGUUGAUGGUGAACAGAUCAAAACACUGACAGAAUCCAUGGAUGGCAGGUUUUUGAGUGUCCUUGCAAAGAAAGGUGGCUAUAUUGGUCACUGAUUUGUUUUUGUUUUGUUUUUGAAUGUCAGAAAUGUAUAUUUGUGAAUGUUGAGAUGUUAUAUUGGUUUCACUGGUAAUAAUAAAUAAUUGAAAUGGUAUAUAUUUGUUUUUUGUUAAGUUGCCUAAUAAUUAUGCACAGUAAUAGUCACCUGCAUACACAGAUAUCCCCCUAACAUAGCUAAAACUAAAAACAAACUAAAAACUACUUCCAAAAAUAUUCAGCUUUGAUAUUAAUGAGUUUUUUUGGGUUCAUUGAGAACAUGGUUGUUGUUCAAUAAUAAAAUUAAUCCUCAAAAAUACAACUUGCCUAAUAAUUCUGCACUCCCUGUGUGUGUGUAUGUGUAUGUAUAUAUAUGUGUGUGUAUAUAUAUAUAUAUAUAUAUAUUCAUAUCAAAGUACACGUACAAUGAUAUUGACUAUAAAAUAAAAUUUUAAAAAUAAAAAUAUAUACAUGUAUAAUUUCGUUCUAACUGUUUUAAAAUUAAUAUACAUAUAUCAAAGUGUGUGUGUGUGUGUGUAUAUAUAUAUAUAUAUAUAAUAAUAUAAAAAUUCCACAUAUAUAUUUAUGUAAUAAGUUUACAUAAUUAGGUCAUUUUAUUAAUUACAAUUUGCAGGACCUGCCAACCCAGGCCGAAAGUUCAGGGAAUUUAAUUUGCUAGCACUAAAUUUAACCCUGUAACUUUCCAAUACACCAUAAUACCUGUACAUGGGGGUACUCUUUUACUCGGAAGACUUCGCUGAACACAAAUAUUAGUGUUUCAAACCGUACAAUAUUUUUUUUUGCAUUUUUUUCACACACAAAUGGCACUUACACUGACAAUAUAAUUGUGAUGCGUUUUACUGUUUUGAAACACUAAUAUUUGUUUUCAGCGAAGUCUGCCAGGUAUAACAGUACCCCUCAUGUACAGGUUUUAUGGUGUUUUCAAAAGUUACAGAGUCAAAUAUAAGGCUUACGUUUCAGGUUUUUCACAUUGAAAUUCGCCAAGUUGGUUAUGCUGCCUUUGAGACCGUACGGUAGCCCAGGAAUGAAAAUUACCCCCAUGAUGGCAUACCAUUUGCAAUAGUAGACAACCCAAGGUAUUACAAAUGGGGUAUGUUCAGUCUUUUUUAGUAGCCACUUAGUCACAAACACUGGCCAAAAUUGGCAUUCAAAUUAGUUUUUUGCAUUUUCAAAUAUCAACACUAACUUUGGCCAGUGUUUGUGACCAAGUGGCUACUAAAAAAGACUGGACAUACCCCAUUUGCAAUACCCUGGGUUGUCUACUUUUGCAAAUGGUAUGCCAUCAUGGGGGUUAUUCUUAUUCCUGGGCUACCAUACGGUCUCAAAGGCAACGUAACCAAUCUGGCAAAUUUCAAUGUGAAAAAACUGAAAAAUGUAACACGCUAUAUUUGACUCUGUAACUUCCCAAAACACCAUAAAACCUAUACAUAGGGGGUACUGUUUUACACGUGUGACAUCGCUGAAUACAAUUAUGUGUAUUUUAUUGCAGUAAAAGCAAACCGUAUUAUGACAUUCACAGUUAGAAUGUCACAUAGAACUAAAAAAAAAUAGUAAUUUUUAUUUUUCCCCAUUUUUAAAAAUAUUUUAUUCAUAUUAAAUUACGUUUCAUACCUAUAUAUUUGAUGUUAAAUGAAAGCCCGGUUUCCCCUGAAUAAAAUGAAAUAUAUGUGUGGGUGCACAUAAUAUGAAAGAGGCGAAUUAAACCUGACAUAUAGCGCAAAUUCCAGUUUUUGUUUACGUUUUGUUUUGAUCGCAACGUGUACAUUUGGCUGCGUCCUUAAGGGGUUAAUACAACAUUAAUUUUGAGGCAUGGCUAACACAUCUUCUUUUCCUUAUGUAGAAUAAAAUGUCUCGUGGAAUCCCGAGAAAUUCUGUGCUGGCCCGAGCUCAGGCUCAGUUGGCGGGUAAAAGAGUUCCUGUAAAAUCGGAGGAUCCCACAGAUGAACAUCAGGUACACAUGGAAAGACAGAUAAUAGGAAUUCUAGGGAUUCCAUAGGGUAUCGAGACAAUGUUUACCAACAUCGACCAAAGAUGCAACUGCUAUAUUCUGUAAUCACAGUGGAAUAUCUUUUUAUAACUUUGUAUUCUCUAUUCAACACAUUGAAAGUUAGGGGCUAACAUUGAUUUAUUUUUAAGGCAUCACUUGUGACCCAGUCUUUUCUUUUUUUUUCUUUUUUUAUUUCAUGAAUUGCAUUAGGAUUUUAUAGAUUUUUAUUAAUAACUACCUCCCCGGUUAUUCAUUUAAUAACCUCCACCUAUAGGUGGGGACUAGUGGGACAGGUUAAUAUUGAUUCAAUAGUCCACACUCGCUGCCUGUUGAUGGGAUCUGAGCGGUAAGUAGUUUUCGUUAUCCCCACCCCCCACAUCCCAUCGUUUAGUAUUUAAUUAGGACUCCCCUAUUCCCCUGCUACCUGUUCCAGGGCUCCUUGGACGUUACUAGCAACUGGGCAGUCGCUAUUUGUUUUUUAUGUCAAGCAGCCACUGGAUGCUUGUAUUUUAGUGAACAUGUCCCACCCGCAGCAUGUUGUCUGGGGGCAUAAGGAAGGUUUAAUACUGAUAUAAGGGUCAUAUUGACCCCAUAGUCGUUAAAAAAAGAAAUUAAAACAAAGCCCAACAUGCUUAGUCGUUUAAAAAAAAAAAAAAAAAGCUAAUAAAGUGUCUUAUGAAGCACAUUUAUCAAAGAUUUUGUUUCAGCUAUGACAGAAGUAAUUGAAUAUAUUGGUUAAAACCUAUUUUUCAGGAGCACAGGCAGGUCUUGGAAAUAUUUUGCCAUUUGGCCAAACAUUCAAUCAUCUUUUUAUUACAAGAACACUAUAGUGUUAGGAAUACAAACCAUAUAAUGCUUUCCGAUGAGCUGGUGUGUCACUUGACUGAAUUUUACUCAGUAGACGCUGCACGAGCACUUCUAGUGGCUGUCUGGUAGUUGUUUAACCCUGCAAUGUAAACAUUGCAGUUUCUACAAUACUGCAAUGCUUUACAGCACAGGAGUACAAUCACAGCACCUCUGCACCCAGACUUCUUCAUUGAGGUGAAAUGGCCUGUGUGACGCUAGUGAGUUUAAGAAUGGCCAAGAAAUAUAGGUGAUUGCAGCCACACAAAUAUCUUUAUGAAUAGCAUACAUUCAAACUAAACACAUUGUGCUGUAAGACCUGUUUGCAAAUUAAACCAUUUUCCUACCAUUUAGAGGCUGUGUGAGUCAUUGCCAGGGAAGGUGUGACCAGGGCUGCAUAAGCAAAGGGAUUUAAAGGAACAAUCUGGGCACUAUAGCAAUUUUAUCUCUUUGAAUUCAUUAUAGUGCCUGGAUUACCUUGGUGCUGUCACUCCAUUCAGUGUUAAACCGGUUUUGAGUAGUUUAACAGUUAAUUUGGGUACUUGGCCAUACACAGCUCAGCUACAACUGGGGGUAUCUUACCCUCCCAUGGCUGGUCAGGCUAUUGAGGAAGCAGCAUAGAGGGGACAUGCUGGACACCAAUUAAGCAUUAAACCAUUAAAAUUGGAUUUACACAAAAUGGAAGGAUGGUGUCGGGGCUACAGACACUAUGACCACUUCAAUAAGAGUUAAAAGGAACACUAUCUGUACUGUAACUGCUUCAUCUCAAACUGUAGAGAAUUUUACUGUAACUGCAGUGAUAUUCUCUCUAAGACUUCAUUAAGCUAAAGUUGUUUUGUUGAUUUAGAGUAUCCCUCUUAAUCAAAACCUAAAGACGUAACAUAUGGACUUUAGAACUAUAUUAUAAGUUGCCGGUGUUAAAUAAGGUUUCAGAAAUUAUUGGUACUAAAACAUUUGACUAUUCCUUUUCCUCUUCUUAUUUUGUUAGAAGUACAUUGAUGAACUCCACAAAAAAACAAGAGCCUUAAAGCUUGCUCAGCCAUCAUUUGCAGAUCUAAGUGACAUUUCAGCUGAUGAGCAGAUAACUGAGAAAUACAAUGAGAAUGAAGCCUUUCAUUGGCCAGCAGGAACACAGAGCCGGUUCCUGAAGAAAAAAACAUUGGAUUCGAACAACACUCUUGCUUCCUCAAAUGAAAAGGCAUUAUCUGAUCGUUUAUACCCUACUAAGUCAAAGCCACUUUCCAUAGCUGAUCAGAAGAGAUUGACAGAGACUAAUAACAGACUCCAAAUAUGGUAUUAGUUAUCUUUUCUAUUAGUUUUUUUGUUUUGAGCAAUGUUCUGCUGUUUUUGUAUCUUAAACCCAGUGGCUGCAUCAUUUCCUGGUAUAGUUCUAGAUCAGAUGUUUCCAAAGGUAGACCUCCAGCGGUUGUAGAACCUCAAGUUUCUUGGUGGUUUGUCAGCUCUGUUAUUAUUGUCAGUGUAGUUCUACAACAUUGGGACUUCUAAAUUUGCCCACCCUGUUCUAAAGCCUUUUGAAUUUUUCCUUACAUUUUCUAUCACAUCACCUCAUUUCUUAUUUCUAAGUCUACAAACCCAUUGUUCUGAAUGUUCUAGAAAAGCUAAAGUCUAAAUUUAGAUUUCUCAAGUUUUCAAAUAUGUCCUUGUUACUUUAUUUACUUGAUCGUUUACAUUUCUAUGGUCCUUCUUUGCAGGAAAUCUGAAUUGGAUGUUUCUGUUAAUGACUCUGACCUGCGAACCUCUGAGGAUGGGCCAUUCUCUAAUAGGUCAAGCAGUGACUUCAGCACAAGAGGUGCCAAAUUCUUGAAGAAAAAUGUUAACAAUGAGCAAGUGCAUAAAGGAGGACUUGCAACCGUAAACCUAUCAACAGAGAGUAAGAAAGUUGCUUUUGAAAAUGAAAAAGGGGAACCCUUGCAGACUCUUAGCUCAGUCGAAGCAUCAGAAGAAUUGGAGAAGUGGUGGAAAGCAGCGGUGAGCAUUUUUAUAUUUUAAUAAAUAAUACUGCCUUGGUAGAAUUCAUGGAAAUUUUAAUCUUCCAGAUAUGUUUACAUUUUAGAAGUCAGGAAAAGAAUAUGUUGGUACUUUAUGAAUGCCAGUAAUAAAUAAAUGUAAUGAAGUAGAAAGUGUCACGCUCACCUGGUUAUGAGCUAUAGUCCUAGCUCAAAGAAAAUUGCAUUAGCAGUAUAAAUAACGGAACAUGGCAGCAUGUAAUAAAAACAUUAGUUUUAAAUAACAUAACAUCAAACAUAUCAUUACUACUAUAGCUCCUAAAAUUGUGAGUGCGAUACUUUCUACUCCAUUACAUAGAGAUAUAUUUUUCAUAACUGUAGAGUCAGACUAUAUACAUUUGCUUCUUUCUCAUAUUGGUACAAUGCUGCAAAGAACACUUCCAGCAAGAUAGGUACAUUUUAUUUUUGCGCCUAUGAUUUAUUGUUUCUUUUGUCUAAAACAUGUCAUGAACGCACCAUACUUCAAGAGUGUGCGUGACUUAGUUGUGGUGGUUAAAGGUUACUAGUUGUCUGCACUAGACCGGAAAUAAUUAUAUAAAAAAAAAAAAAACCUUAACACCACCCACACUUGAGCAUAAUAAUAUAAAUAUUACUAUUUUAAUGCUGUCACCACCAAGACAAUUUAUAAAUGGGGUGCCUUUGUCCCCCAGGUAACUUAAUACUAAAAAAAACACCAAAUACACAAUAGAUAUGCAAUUGCAAAAGACUCAUUAGUCUCUUCAGGUAACGUGAUUCUUUACCAGACAAAGGCAGAACUCAAUAAAGGAACAUUCAUUAUGAGCAAAAAAAUAGUCACAGUGCAUACAAAAAUAUAGAUGAUAAACAAAUUAUUUACACCAACAACAGAUACAAACAAAGGGGAUAAAAUAACAGAAGUCCUAAUCACUUACUACUUAGGUUUUCAAAGUAAAGCUUCUGCCCAGGGGGUCUUUGGCAAUGAAGAUGGUGACUCACUCAAAAUGAGAUUUUGGCCCCAAGCAAGUACAAUACACAUUUCAAUAUCAUUGGAUAUAUACCCUGUGGAUUACCAAGCCUGGCCCAGAGGUGGAGAUAAUGCGUACCUAUAGAGACAAUAAGUGACCACUCCUUUGUGUUCUAAAUCAACUUUAAUUCAAAUGGAAACAUUUGAUUCUAUAUCCUCUUAUGUACUUGCCACAGAAAUAUUGCAUCUGUGAAUUUACCAUUUUUCCAUUCCAUAGAUGUGUCACACUUCUUACUUGUGACCCAAUAUAGCAGACAUCACAAUCCAUUCACAUAUGGUUAAGUUAAGCAAUCCUGUUUAGGCUUAGUUAGAAGAUUGUGCAUGUCCCAUUCUAACGAUAAUAAGUGAGGCUUAAUUAUUUAUUUGUGGGUAAGUAUUAAUGUUUCUUUUGGAUAUGAUACUUGAACACUAGGGGUUUUUCUUGAAAGCUAAUUACCAUUCAUAUCAAAGGACUCCCUAUCUAAGAGGAAAUCUAGACAUAUGGCAAAUUAGUUAGUUUAUAUUUAAACCAGACUUCCAGGCCACUUAUAUGUGACUUCUCAAACCGUACAGAGUAGCUCUGUUGGGGUCCUCCGCUUCAAAGAGGAAUUUAGGUUCUAAACCAUCUGACCUCCCAUACAAUUAAAUUAACCCUUUUUGAAAUUUACAAUACCACCUCUACCAAGUGGCCAAUUCAUCUAUGCACUACACAGAUUACAUUAAAUGGCAAUAUUUUAUAGUGCAACAAUAAGAUUGCACCAUUGCCGUGACCAUCAACAUAUUGUAAUAUCGAACUGCCUUCAAGAUAAACCACUCUUUUAUAAACAAAUGUGAUCUGUGCAUCAUAUCUACUGUAAAUAAUUUUACAACUAGAAAUUAAAAAUCCACACAGGAAUAUAUGCCAAUGUUGGGUAACAAGUAGUGAUGUCCUGAACAGUUCGCCGCGAACUCCUCAUUGAGUAAACUUUGACCCUGUACCUCACAGUCAGCAGACACAUUCCAGCCAAUCAGCAGCAGACCCUCCCUCCCACUUCCUGGACAGCUCACUAAGAAUGCAGCUUCACAAUGAAUGUAAAAUGGAUGCUGUCCAGGAGGUGGGAGGGUCUGCUGCUGAUUGGCUGGAAUGUGUCUGCUGACUGUGAGGUACAGGGUCAAAGUUUACUCAAUGAUGUGUCUGCGGAGAACCGUUCGCGGCGAACCGUUCGGGACAUCACUAGUAGCAAGCAGUGUGGCAUUGUGAGACAACUUUCCACCUUUCAUUGCCUCCCACUACACUCUUCAGUGCUCCUGUGGGUUGACCACAACCCAAAACCUGUAAAAACAAUAUCUUCUUAUCUCUACUAUGCACUAGAAACCAGCCAGGACUCCAUCGCCUCCCAGCAAAGGGACCCCACGCAGGAGCUUACGUCAGAGUCCAACAGCUCCAGGCUUCAACUCUCCACGAAGACCACUUUCACGAUUUCUUUCCAGGACUCCCUCACCACCAAGUCGAGGAACACCUAGGUUCCGCAGAACACCCUCCUUAACCCGCUUAGCAUCCCGUUCUCCCUCACUGUCAGCAAGGAGCUCCAUAACUAACUCCUCCCCAAGGCUCAGGUUAAGACGUAGCCAAACACCAUUAUCUCAGAGAAGUGACUUUAAAUCUCUUGACGAGCUUUUCUCCAGAACAGAAGAUGUCAGCAGUGCAAGUUCCAAUGGUUUGUACUUCUUACCAUUUUUACUUUACAUAGCUACUUAUUGCAAUAUAUUUUUAUGGUUGAAAGAUGCAUUUUCCAAACUACACCAAUAACUGGAGAUUCUGGCUCCUGAUUUAUAUCCUGUGUAAUCGCAAUUAUUCCAGUUUUUUAGCUGAAGGGAAGUUGAUGUGACCAGUAUGUCUGACCAAGACACUCAAAAUAGUUCAUUUAUUAUGGGGGCUUAAAUGACAUGCAUGCAUUAUUUUCCUGCAGACAAGGUUUUAUACAUGCAGAAAUUUGCUAAACUCACUGCAGUUAAAUGCCUACUCCACCGAUUUAAAAUUUCACGUCCUGUGCCACUAACCAGGCUUUACAAGUUACUUGCCAGUGCAAGUUUGAAUGGUCCAUGGCACUCUCAUGAUAUUGCACACAAGUAACACAUCCAGCCGCAUUGUCCCCACAAAAACAUUACAUUGCACUUACAAAGAAAAUGGACCCAUGGCAACUUUUCUGUAUGUGUGAGUGUGUUUAUAACUAUCUUUCUUUAUGUGUGGGAGAGUGCACAUAUGAGCUCCUGGAUGUGUGCAUGUACAUAGAUGCAUAUCCACAAUCUCCCAUACAUACAGACAUCAGUAAGUGGCAAUGUCUGUAUGUAUCAUAUUACUGCAUGUAUGCCUUUAUGUAUAAGAGCAUGCCCAUUUUUAUGCCUAAAAGUAUGAGAGUGCAUAGCUAUAACUGGGUUUGAACCUGUGUAGUUUAUUUUAAGAUGCGGGUAUAGAUUUGUUGGGUAGGGUCACAGUAGAAUAGGUUUCCGCUUUAUAAAUGCUUUUAAAGGAACACCAUAACCACUCUAGCACUUUGUUUUGGUUACAGUGCUAGGUGUGCCCCAGUGCCCAACCAUUGUAAGGCAACAAACCACUUUUAGAAUGGUUUAACUUCUUACUCGUGUUCCACUAGUCAUCCCUGCCUGACUCCUCUACUGCUCACUGAGAGCCAGAAUCUCUCUUUACUGAGCUUUGCACUCACUGAGCUGCAGAGGAGGUGUGGAGCCGCUCAUGGCAGACCUCAGGCAAGAGGUAAAGUGCCCUGUAGUGAUUAAUGGCACAUGUAGUGUUCCUUUUAAUGAAGUGUAAUUUCCAUGAGGGACUGUUGUAGAUAGGUACACUGUAGUAGGGUUUUGUCAUUUGUUCUAGACUUCUAUCGAUAGCAUAAAUAAGGGGCUUGUACAAGAGCUGAUAAAAGAACAUUCCAUUUGAAGAAGAAGAAGAAAAAAAGCUACAUAGUAGAUAUACCCACAAAGAAAAUAUGCAUGUAAUUUGUUUUUCAUGUUUUCUUUGGGAGUUUAUGAAAUCUUGGCUUACAAUAGCUUCACAUGUUACUGCAAACCCUCCCAGUAUUCCCCUGCACAGUCUUUGUGUCACAACUUAUUGAUAAGUCUUUACUAGGCAGAUGCUCUGUUUAGUGGCCUGCCUCUUGAGUUUAUUUCCACUGAGCUGAACUGCCAGGAAGUAAAAGGGUGGGCUGUCUGACAGCCAGGGAGGUGUAUCAAGGUUAAUUUCUAAACGUGUCCAUUUUAGGAUGUAUUUUGAGUGCCCCUUGAAUGGAGAUAUGGUGGUAGAUGAUGUUAUCCUGUCUACCAAAAAGGUAGAUUUCAUGCUGCUACAAUUGCCACCCCUGUGAUAGGUCCUUGUAGUAGUUUCAUUCACCUGAUCUGUGUAGGGAUUGUGAAGUGUAUAUAUAAUCCCUCCCUCAAAAACUAUGGAAAAACUAGGAUUUGUUGAGAGAUAGUAGACAAAAGUUCACUUCAGGAAGUUGCAUACCUCAGGGACACAGUAUGUGCAAGCCCUCCUCCUCACUUGACAAACUCCUUUGUUCAGUGUGAAGGGGCCUGAGCCAUGAAUGAGUACAUAUGUGGCCACAUCUAUAGCUUUAUUCCCAAAGCUUUAUUUACAUGUCCCUAAAAGUCCUGCUCAUCCUUCAUUGAAAACAAUAGAAGCUUCAUGAUUGACUGAUCCAUGGUUUGAUGAAAGCUCACUGGAGAAACUGCAAACAUGCCACUCUAACAACUUGGUCUGAGCAGUCCUCAAAGUCAAGCCAUGGGUUAUAUAUGCAUGGCAUGGGACUGACAGUCACUUCACAUAAAACAGUGAGCCAGUCAUUGAGUAAAAGCAGGCAUAAUGUAGCCGCCUCAAUCAUUUUACAGAGUGUUUCCACUCAUCCUAUAUGGUCAGUGGAACUACUCUUGGGUAUAAACACUCCCUCUUUUUUAUUUUAAUCUAAAUUUUCUUCCCCUGGACAAGGUGGUGUGAAUAAUUAAUGGGGUACGAAAGUGGCUAGUUUUCUAAAUGUGUAUUAGUGUAAUUUCUGCUGUGCGGUUUAUGAGCUAACUUUAUUCGUCAUUCUUCCAUCCUAGAUUUUAAAUUGAAUAUUUUAAGCCUUGAUGACUUGGCACCAGCAGAAGAUAAAGUGGAAACCAGCGGACAGGUGAGUAGGUGUUGAACCUUCUGGUUUUUACAGAGCACAAACAAUUUAUUGCUCAGAACAUACUGAAAACAAAAAGAAAGACCUUAUUCUGUCAGUGCCGAGCUUCAGGAUAUUAUCUCAUGAAAUACAGAAUAUUCAGAGCAAACAUGAAUGUUUCUGAAGUCAAUCACACAAGAUUUCUUGUUAGUAAGCAUUGUUGUCCUACACUCUGUUCAGAGGAGUUGAAUGUACCACUCCCCCCAUUUCACCAAGUCCAGGAUGGUACUUCCAUAAGGUUUAAUAGAUAUAGGUAAAACACUCCUGGUAAAAGAAAAAAAAUGCCAUCCAUUUUUUCCCUAUGAAAAAAGGUACAUAAGCUUGCCACUCAUAUUCUGGUUGCCAGUUCUAACACUUCUGUGGGCUGUAUUUGGGAUUUUGGAAGGGAAGCAGGGUUAGCCAAUCCCUACAAGAGGUCAUUCUACUUGAAAUGAUCAGAGAUAUUGCUUUAUAAAGAGUCACUUAGAGAUUUUUAAGUGAGAUGAGCACCCUAAUAUCCAAUUUCCCAUAUAUUAUAUUACAUUUCAGUACACCGAAUGGUAUUUGCUAUAACAUUUUCCUAUACGUAGCAUAUGGUACCCUUCCAUUUCUACAUGUGCAUCGGAUACUACAGGAAGGCUGAAGCCCUUCAGUAGCAUGACCAUCCAAAUUAUUCAAGUGUGUUUUUCUGCUGGCAGACUGUCUGGCUAGAAAAGUCAAUGUUGCCGUUCUCAAAGGUAUUGUGAAUCAAACUGUUCUUUAUGCUGCAACUGAAUAGAGGUGUUAAAUGUUGCAUAUGUUUUUUGAGCAUUAACACACUUCAUUUGUCCUACUGUUUACUGGUCUUAAAAAAAAUUUCAGAAUAAAUAAAUAAAAAGGUUGUUUUGGUUAAUACCAUUAAGAGGAUAUAAAAUAUUUGGAUAUCUGUGCAAAAGAACCAGAAACUUGUAUUACUCCAGAAAAACUCUUUUAUACAAUAUAUGUAGCAUAUAUAUACUUUCUAACAUUUUGUUCCUAGACAUAUUUUAGCAAUUUACAUAUUAACUUUUUUAGCAAAUGUUUUCUAAAACAGAUUUUGGUUUUCAAUUAUUUAUUUUGCAGAACGAGAAUAAAAUUACAGGAAAUGCCAAGUUUAUUCAUCAUCUAUCUGAUGACCAAGACAGAGCACCUUCACCUGAGGCAGAAGAUAGUAGCAAGAAAAGUCCUUCAAUCGAGAGCUCUGUGAUAUCAGAACAUGUGCACAGCAACCUGUCCAGGUCAUCUGAUCCCUCUAAGGAAAUAGAUGAUGAAAACACCAUUGACUCUGUUUACUCUGAGGAUUUUGAAGAUUCUGUGGAUAACUUACCCUCAGAGUCAGGAAAAAUUUCAAACUCCGAGUCGUCUUCGAAAGAGAAAUCAUAUACAGGAAGCAGACAAUCCUCAAGUCUCUCAUCACACUCUCGCCACCGCAAACCUCUUCAUCAAAGAAAAGUACAGAAAAAGACUGUAAAGGAAACUGCCAUACAGACAUGUGACUCUGGCUUUCCCAGUUACUGGUCACAUGGUAAUUGUUUACAUUAUAAAGGUUCUGUGAGGAGUUACUGAGAAUUAGACUUUAAUAAGGAAAUUAUAAUUUCUUAAUUAAAUUAGCGGGGGGGAGGAGGGACUGAAAUUCAGAAUAUUUUAUCCAAAUGCUAGUGUACAUAUUUCAAUUUUAUUGUUCUCCUUGUUUUAUUUUUACUAUUCUGUCCAAUUUCACUGAUGGCUAACUCUGGCAACACAAACUUUUGUGAAAUGUGAUUGCCUGAAGAGGAGAUAUUUCUCAUGAUCCUCUGAUGGAAUCUGAAGGGUGCCAUCACUGGCCUAUACAACAUAGCUUUAGUACUUGAUGUUCAGCAGCAGAACGGCCUUAGUCUUCUGUGAACACACGCCAGGUACCUGAAUUGAGUUAGGGAUAUGGCUUCCAAUUUAUGCUGGGUGCUGAAAAUAGUGUUGGCAUGGCAUAUUGGUCAUAUUGUAAGUUGGAACACGCAUACAAGUUGUGAUGUGUUCCACCUUGAUCUUGGCUUCUAUUAUUUGAAUUGAAUUUUGUGUAAGCAGGAAGUGUGUGUCAGGUUGCCAGUAAGGUGUGGGGGGUAACAUAACAUACAGGGAUAUAAUUUCUAAUUAGUGGGUUAAUAGCUGCUUGAUCCAAGGAGACCUCUGACUGCUAUUUUGGGGUCAAGAAGGAAUUUUUUCCUAGUUUGUUGCAAAAUUGGAAGCGCUUCAGACUGGGUUUUUUGCCUUCUUUUGGAUCAACAGCAAAAACAUAUGUGAGGAAGGCUGAACUUGAUGGACGCAAGUCUCUUUUCAGCUAUGUAACUAUGUAACCGCUAAUUGGAAUAUGUAAGAACGAAAGGAAAGCAAGGAUCGGAAGUGGAAAGUAACUCAUACCUCACAAGCCUAUACUUUCAAAGUACAAGUGCAACCCAUGAACUAGUAAUUGAAUUGAUUAUAUCAGAACGUUUAAUAAAGUAAAUAUUAAAACAGGUAUGUAAAAAGUAUCACAGCUAUUUUAGCUGAAAGUAAGAAGAGGGAAGGAGUACUGGCUUGAGAAAUUAAUAAUAAUAACAGGGAAAAGGGAAGGGAGUAUACAACAAUAGGAGAAACCUAUGUACACCAAAUAUCAACUAAAGUGCCUUUGUGGGCACCCCUUAAAAGUAUAGACUCCCAUAGCCUCGAAUACCAAAAACCCGUACCAAAAGAAAGAGAGCAAGACUCCUACCCCUCACACUGAUUGCUAACCAUUGCUAGCUGGUAAAGUAAAUAGAUUAUUUCAUACUAAAAUCACAGCGUGGUGGCUUGUUUAAAGAUUAGAAUAUAGCUGCAGCAUCACCCCUUAUCUAACUGCCGCUCACUGCUCAAAACUGUCCCUUUGACGCGCAUUUCGACGAAUAAUGGUUCUUCCAGGGAAAACAGGUCUAACAGUGGUUUAAAUAUCCCGUCCUAUGCUCCGAUUAGAUGUUAUUUCCACCAACCGGACUGAAGGGCAAAGAUGACGUGAGUAAUGUUUAUUAACCCUUUGUAAUAAGGGUGAUCUUAAGUAAAUUAGUGUAAUUCAAUGAAUUCCAAUUCUCUUAAUAAAAGGAAAGAAAAGGAGAAAGUAGGCUAGAUAAUCAUAGCCGGAAAAAAUCCCUUGGUGAGUAUCGGUGUAGAACGGACAUUAUUAAAUCAUCGUUAUAUUAAACCAAAACCUACAGUAAAGUAGAAAUCUAGUACGGGAUCUGUGCUAGAUCGGAAGUGUAAUAAGCCACUAACAGCAAAUGUUACUAAGUAGCUACAAUAGGGAUGUGCAUGGGAAAAAUAUUCGGUUCAGUUCGUCAUUCAGAUAUUCGGGACUUCGGCACUUCACGGGGUUGGGUUAGGCUUAGGGGUAGGGUUAUGGUAGGGUUAGGAGAAUGGUUUGGGGUUACCCUACCACUAACCUAACCCUACCCCAACCCUCUCCUGUUUUGCCACUUUUCAGAAAUUUGAAGCACUUUCCCAAAUUUGGCGGUUCGGCACUCCGAAUUUCGGCACUUGUUCGGUUCGGCAUUCAGAAAUUUGGCACUUACAAAUUCAGCACUUCGGACAUUUGGAAGCAUCUGAAUUUCUGAAAAUUGGCCGAAUUUGCAUUCGGAACGAAACGAAUUGCACAUGUCUAAAGAACAAUUACAACCGCCCCCAGCCAACUGUAUGUACCGAUACAAUGUAAGUAGUCAGUAUAUCUGUCAAACUUAAUGUCAGAAUGUCAGUGGUGAACCGGCAUCCCAAAAGUGAAACACACACAUGGCUUAAAACAGCCAAUGUGAAAAAUGUGUUAUCAAGUUCAGUUCAGUGAAUUUAUGGGGAACGAUAUUGUAUCGAUACUAAUAAAGCAUCUUAUUUUUAAUUUAUUUUUAUUAAAUAAAAAAUUUUGUUUAGAAGCUGCCUUCAUGGAAAAACAGAUAUAUUUAAGUUGCUGAGGAUAAACCAGCCGUUGUUAGACUAAAUGAUCGUACCCAUACAGUGACCAGGUAUUAAAAUGACAGAAAUACAGUCUUUAUGUAUUUCUACUACAGUCCUCAACAAAACUAAAAGACAGACCCCAUGAUACCUUAUUAAAUGACCUCUUCAAAUAUACUGGUGAUUUAAAGCCAGUUGGUUUAGAUGCCCCAAUUAAACAGUUGUAAGGAAGGGGGAAAUAAAGCCCCCUUUAUUCUAAGGAUGGAUGAAUGGAGUAAAAUUAAACUCCUCAUUUAGUCCUUUGGGAUAUAAGGUCCUAAACUGAUAGAUCCAACGAGAUUCAGCCUUUAGUAACGCUAUAUUAAUAUCUCCUUUGCGGUGAUUUAGGGAUAAUUUUUGAAUCGCUUGCAAUUUUAGUACACCAGGUGUGGCUACAUGGUUUAGUUGUACAUGUCUAGCCACUGGAAUGUCGAUAUUUAAAUCAGUUAUGGAGUUGAUGUGUUGUAAUACUCUGCGGCGUAAUUGCUGGUAGGUUUUAUCAAUGUAUUGUAAACCGCACACACAUGUAAUAAGGUAAAUAAAAGUAGUUGAUAAAAGCAUUGAUAGUAACCUCCUUGGAGGUUUAUUUGCUGACAACCGAUUUAGUUGCUAUAAUAAAAUCAUAGACUUUAGUGUCCACACUUGUAAAUGCCUUUUGUGGGUUGAAGCCAUGUGGGCGCUGUUUGCGAUGGUUCCAAGUGGCUAUGUGUUAGAUGAUCUGCCAAAUUUCUUGCCCUCCUAAAAGUAAUUGAAGGUUGACCGGCAAUAGUAUUUUUUAGAGAUUGAUCAGAUUGCAAUACUGGCCAGUUUCUUAGAAAAACCUGUUGGGCCAUGUCCCAAUGGUUAUCAUAGGUGCCUAUAAAUCUAAUAGUUCCUGGAGAUAUACAGGUAUUUCUAUCAGGUCUAUGUAGACUCUUUGCUCUUGGGUAUUGGCCAUAUGGAAUGUUAGCCUUUAAAUGGUAUAGAUGAACUGUGCCAAUGUAGCAAGCUGUUGGUGGCAGUUGGUUUUCUAAAUAGAGUGGUAGUAACUUCUCCAUGUUCUUAGAUAUUAAUUUUUAGAUCCAAGAAGACUAAUUCCUUCUCAUCGAUGACAUGGGUGAGUUUUAGAUUUAUUGCAUUCUUAUUAAGUGUGUCUAGAAAAUCAAAACAUCAUCUAUAUACCUGUACCAUUUGUAUAUAAAUGUAGUUAAUUAGGUGUUUGUAAUGGUGUACACUAGAUUUCCUCCCACCAUCCCAAAAAUAAAUUUGUCAUAACUGGGUGCACAAGAAGACCCCAUGGCUGUUUCUCUUAACUGUAGGUAGUACUUACCAUUACAUGUAAAAUAAUUAUGUUUAAGUACAAACCUGAGGAGAGAGAGAAUGUUCCUGUUUUUGUUCCUGUUCAUUGAAAACGUUGGAUUUGGCAAGAAAGUAAGCACAGCCUAUUAGCCCUUUGUCGUGUGGAAUAUUAUUGUAUAAUGCCACUAUGUCCAAACUGUCUAGUGAUGUAUACUGGGGUACAGUUAGUUUUUCUAAGACUAACAUAGUUUGUUUUGUGUCUCGUAUAUGAGAACUUAGUUUUUGUACCAAAGGUUGUAAUAGUUUGUCAAGGAACUUACUGGCUCUCUCUGUGAGGCUAUAAUUUCCAGACACAGUUGGUCUCCCAAUUGGGGGUUUGCAUAAAUCCUUAUGCACUUUUGGGAGGCAGUAGAAGGUAGCCACAGUUAUGUUAAUACGAAGUAUCUAUAUUCAUUUGGUAUAAUAACUUUGUCCGUCAAUGCCGUUUGUAAAAUAGUUAUUAGUUUCUUUAGAUAAAUGGAAGUGGGAUCACCCUUUAGUGUUUGAUAUGAGGAUUCAUCUGCCAAAUGAGUCAUGCACAUAUCAAUAUACUGUUCUUUUUAUAUAGGGAAGAUAUUACCCCCUUUGUCUGAGGACUUAAUGACUAUGUCAGAUUGCUGUUGUAAUUCCUGUAAGGCUGGUCUUUCACUAAAAGUGAGGUUAGAUACUUGUGUAUAUUAGUUUGGUUUUCAAGUUCAUUAGUACAGAUUUGAACAAAUAAAAGAAUUCCCCUGUACUGAUUUAAGUUGGGGGUAAACCAGCUCAAAGGUUUAAAAUCUGUAAGGGAACUAGAGGGUUCUUGUUCUGAUUUUAAAUCUGUCAAGAGUCUAUAUAACUCAAAGUCUUCUGUGGAGAGUCCCAUUUCCUUCAUUUUUUCCAAGGUUUCUCCUCUCAUGAAAAGAAUGGAGGGCCAGUUUCCGACCAAAAAGGUUUACAUAUUUUGCCCAAUUAAACAUAUUUUUGUGAGUUGUUGGUACAAAGGAUAAACCUUUGUUCAAAUGUAAUAGAUGUCUAGGUUGCAAAUCAAAGUGUGAUAAAUUGAUUAUUUUAUUGUCAUCCAUCUUGCUAUCUAUUAGUAAUUGUUCUUGUGAGUUUUGUAACCCUAUUUUCUCCAGUCUGAGUCUCACUCUCUGUGGUCGAGCUCAAUCCUAGUCCAAUUCUCAUAGAUCCUGGAGUAAGUUUCAUUAGAGGAUUUUUAUUUCACACAUUAAUCACAAAUUAUUAAAUAAAUUUAUUGUGACAAUAGUAAUAAUAUGAGUGAAAAUCAGUGAAUAUGUAGGUAUAACAUAUGAAUACAAUAUGGCAGUGGCUUAACACAAAUUAUAGACCGCUAAAUUGCAAAUUAUAUCGACAUGUAUGCAGUUUUCAACAAGAUAUACGACAAGACACUUCACUUUGAAAUCAACUUAACAGCAUCUCACAGCAGCACAACGUAAAGCAAUAAAAACUUUAGCUGACAGUCAAAUCACACUGAAUUAGCUCAUACACUGCUGGCUGUAAUUCUCAUAGGCAAGAUAUCCUUUUAUAUUGCAAUUUUACAGAUACAAUAUUUCUCAUACUAGAUAAUUGACCAUUCCGAUCACCAUCCAAUAAGAAUAAUUCUAACCAGAUUUUAGGUUUGCAGAAUUUUAACUUUCCUAAUCACGAUUUACUAUUUCUAAAUUACGAAAUCUAAUAUAUCUGGAUAAUUGCCUGGUAUUCUAUUUUUAAAGUUAAGUGAUCUAGAGUUCAUUGGUCUACCUGCAGGAAUGGAAUUACGAAUUCUACAUGUUAACGAAUCAUGACUUCUUAAUGUUGGAAUCACCAGCUUUUAUCCAAGUAUAUUCUGCCUCUUAGUAAAAUCAAUUAAUUUAAAUAAAUUAAAUAAAACAAGCAUAAUUGGCAGUAAUGUUGUAGAGUUUGUCAGAUUCGUAGAUAUGUCCCAGGAAUUUUGAAUGCGAGUAUGAUGAGAAUUGUGGGAAAUUUAGAAAUGUUUUCAGAGUUCAGAAUUUUAAGGAAUUUCAAAAUUAAGUGUUGAAAAAAGAUACAAAGAAUUAGGUGUGUCCAGCUUUAACUCCAGAUGUCAGAUCUUAGAUCUUAGAUGUGAGUCCAUCCUCAUAGUGAGUGUGUCUAGAGAGUGUGAGUGUGAGUUUCCGUCAAUGUUGAUAUUAGUCGCAUUCCUUAGCUCAGGCAUGAAUGAAUAGAGUUACACAGAAGUAAAAAUGUGUCUGUCUUUGCAUUGUAAUACAAAAUGAGGUCACCUCUGUUCUGAUGGUGACUUACAGUAUAUACUUUUAAUUUCCAUCUUAACACAAAAUGUCUGCCAGUAUAAAUAUACUGACCACUGGCUUUUGGUAUUGGAGGCUAUGGGAGUCUAUACUUUUUUUGAGGGGUGCCCGCGAAGGCACUUUAGUUAAUAUUUGGUGUACAUAGGUUUCUCCUAUUGUUAGAGUAUACUAUUUUCCCUGUUAUUAUUAUUCAUUUUUCAAGCCAGUACUCCUUCCCUCUUCUUACUUUCAGCUAAAAUAGCUGUGAUACUUUUUACAUACCUGUUUUAACAUUUAAUUUAUUAAAGGUUCUGAUUUCAUCAAUUCAAUUACUAGUUCAUGGGUUGCACUUGUACUUUGAAAGUAUAGGCUUGUGAGGUAUGAGUUACCUUCCACCUCCAAUCCUUUCUUUACCUUCGUUCUUACAUAAGUUUAGGGUUAAUGCUGCAGGUUGGAGUUUACAGAUGUAGAUGUAUUUAGUAUUCUGAAUUGAGUCAGAGACUUUGUGUUCUAAUGUGAUUCAAAGAACGUGUUGGUUUAAGCUUGCACAUAGAAUGUGAUAUAAGGCAAGGUGACAAGCAGGGCCAAAAAAUGUAUGGCCCCUUGUGCAUGUCUAAACUUAACAGAUGUUGACAUUUUUGUGUUUUUUUUUUAUUUAUUUUCUUUCGUUCUCUUUACGAUGUCUAAUCCAACUAAGUCUUGGAAUUCCUUGGAAUAUAGAAAAGACCAAAACACAAAACAUUUGUGAUGCAAUUUGUAUCGUAGCUUUACCGUAUGGGUACAAGACAAGGUUGUACUCUGUGUUCUAGAGAUGCUGCUAAGAGAGCCAAAAUAGCAUUGCAUAUGAGCCGGCUCCAGCCCAAUUUACUGCUGAUAUUUUUGGAUGUCAGGCUGCUUUACAGUCUGUUCCUACAUCUAAGGAUGCAACUAACAGUGGGGUUCUUAAGUUGAUUUUUAGUUUUAGUGUCAAAAGCCUUUAACCCCUUAAGGACCAAACUUCUGGAAUAAAAGGGAAUCGUGACAUGUUACACAUGUCAUGUGUCCUUAAGGGGUUAAACUUUAUUCCAGCUGUGGGACAGCCUCAUCACUGUAGCACAAUUCUCCUGUUUGCAUGCUGAAGACAGACCUCAAAUAGAUUUAAAUAAUUUAAUCUAUUUGUGACAGAAGCCUCUAAUGGCUGUUUGUUUUUGCUGGUAUUUAUAGUCAAAGGGGAGGAGUAAGGUUGCUAGUUAAUAAAUUAAUGCUUUUAAGUGCUGCCUGGAAGUAUGAAUGAGAAACCCAUAUGUGAUCACUGAUGAUAAUCAAGUGGAUAGGGAAAUUUUCAGCAACUAAAUUUUUGUUUUUUGUUACACAGCAGCCACUAUCCUUGAACAUGGUCCAGCCUUCACGUUUUUGGAACCAGUUUCAAUUGCCAGUCAUGUUGUGAGACCAGAGUUAAUAGAUGGUAAGUUAACGUGAGAAUAUAUAUGAAGUGAUUUUUAGACACUUCAGUGAGCACUGCACUAUAUAUUCUUCCUUAUAGGCAAGAUCAGUCUGAUAUGCAAAUGCUAUACGUUAUCUUUGUAAUGGCACAAGUGAGCAAAAUAAUUUGUGAUUCAGCGCUGCGGAAUCUGUUGGCGCUUUAUAAAUACCAGUAAUAAAUAAAAUAAAAAUACAUGAGCAUUGUACAGCACUACGUAAUUUGCUGGUGCUAUAUAAAUAAUAAUAAUAAUUAGCAGGGACUAACUGAAGGGCAGCUCUGAGUUUCUCUAAGCUUAUGUCCGUUCUCAGAAUUCUCAUGCUCUCUGGUUUUUUGUCCUCCCAUUCAGAAUUAAAAAAUGCUUUAAUGCUAAACAAGAGUCCCCAGCCACCCAUCCUCUUUGUACAGUUUGCACUAAUGACAAGCAUUAGCCUGAGAAACAAUGGGCUGCUGUGAUUGGCUGAUAGGCUAAAUGAAGUUCGCUGACACUCUCACAGUGCCAUUGCAGGUAUUAAUCCAUUGCUACACGGAAGUGUGUGAUUUCUGCCUUACCCACAAUUACAGAACUAUGGGAAGCCAGGGACCUAGUUCAGUGUUAGACUGCUAAAAAGAGGGAUAGUGCCAUGUGAUGCCAGGCACUAGAACAAAUUAAAUUUGAUUAAAUGUGUCCUUUUACAGUAAAUUGACAAAGUUGGAAGCUGUGAACAAUGCAAAGUGGAAGUGAAUGAAAGUCAAUGCUAUCUUCCAUUGUUCGAUACACUUGUGUGAAUAUUUUUUAUAUAGUGACAAACGGCACAUUAAAAAAACUUUAAUUGGCGGUAAAGGAAAUUACUUCAUUGGAAUUUUUUUAUUUUUUUUGAGAAUUGAGAUUGAAAGUCAGAAAAUGACACAGCCAACUAUUCAAGAUCAAUAAUCUCACAUCUGCUCUUCUUAUUCUGAACUCAGUUUGGCUUUGAAAAUAAAAUUGCAUAACGUGUGUGUGUGUACGCGCACGCGCGCCAAGAGCUUUUCUGAAUUUCUUAACAAUACCAUUUCACCCCCUCCCAGCUCUGUCCACAUACAACCCCAUGGCUCUGGCAUUGAAUGACAUGCUCAAGCAGCAACUUCUGCUGACCAAGAACUUUGUGGAAAUGGCUCGACAGCAGUACCUGUCUACAGUCAGUGCUCUUGAAAAUGAGAGAUACCAUUACACCACACUGGAGGACACCAAAGAGGUAAAUACCGAGGACUACAACUAAUAUUUAGAAAAGUCAAAAGCAAAACUAUAUUUCUAUUCACCAGUACAUUUUUUUUUUUUUUUUUAAACAUUCUUUAUUUAUUGUUUUCCGGUGUGGAAAAAGAAAACAUUAGGGUACAGAAAUGAAAGAGGGAGGGGGUGAAACAGCCACAAUGAUACAGGAGCACAAUAUUUUACUUGUCUUUGCGCCUUAGGGUGUUGCGAACAAGUAGUUGUGUCUUGGUGCGGUCCGUUGGUUAGGCGUUUAUCGUGCAAUAGUGCGGGGUUCAGGGAUUUCUGUUUUGGACUUAUUCCCUUUGCCCAAUUCGUUUGGACCAGUCUGUAUUGGUGGCCGUAUGAGAUUUGCGGCUCGUCUCGUUAACAGUUUUGUGGUAGGGUGGGAUGCCCCCUAUUGACUAUUUUUAUCGUCCUCGUUGCGUACUAAUGGGCGCCCCUGCGUCUGGGUAGUCAGUUGGGGGGGGGGGUGGAGAACCUAUGUACAAGGGUGAGAGUACCAUGGCGGGACACUAUUUCGGGAGCCCAGUAGACAUCCAAUGGUUCGGGUUGGGGUAAUAUUUGUACUGUGAGUUUCCGUGCGUUGGUCACCAGUACAUUUUUAAUUCCAGUUUUUCCUGUGAUAUAGCGGCUGCACACAUGGUUGUUCGACCUGUAUUGGACAAGUGUUCUAUAAAAACUUAGACUAAGAACAUUAGAUCUACGCCCCACCUAUUCCCUCCCAAAAUAACAAUAGAAACUUACCAGUACCACAUUAACUCGGUACUUGCCUGAAAAUGUGUGGGACAGAUAAUUAUCUUAGGAGGAGGGACUCUGCAGGACCAUCAUGGCAGUCUAUAAUUUAUGUCCAGCUGAUGUGGUUGACUCAAGCAGUGUGUGUUCCAAAGCUACUAGAGUGGCUAGUUCCGGAGAUGGCAAAAGAGAAGCUGUUGCAUGCAUUCCAUGACUUACCUUUGCACUAGUGAACAUUCAUGACACCAAUAUUUGGAAAAGGUAUUUAAAUGCUUCUGAACCAAUAUGUUCCAAGAGUGUGAGUCAAUUCAGAUGUGCCGCCUGUUCUUCCAUGAAAAUAUAGGCCCUCUAAGGUGAGAGAUAUUAUCUCUAAUUAUAAAUAGUUUGCUUAUUGGUAUUAUUUGAUAUAUAUUUCUUAUAAAAGUCCAGUCCACCUGCAAAGUAGUGGAAAAGCCUGAACAAAAAUAUAACUAAAAAAAUAACUAAAAAACUGAUUAUUUAUAAGAUAAAAGCAACUUCUAAAUCUAAACAUUUAAGCUCUGUGCGGUGCAUUAUUAUAUUGCCUGAUGUAUGAAAAAAACAAAACAAGGUAAUCAGUGUGCUAAGGAAUUGCUUAAAAAUCGAAGCAGCAGGAUUUGUUGGCUUUCUUAAUCUUUUACUACAAUCCUCAUAACCACUACAUCCCAACUUAUUUUUAGAAUGCCUGGAGUACCCUGGCCAGGUUCCUCGGGAAUGGGGCAAAACGUUAAAUGUUGUUGAAACUGGAUCUCAAUGACAUGCUUCCAGCUCCUGCACAGUUGCAGAAGCCACGAGCAUCGCCAAUCAUUGGUUGAGAGUAUCAGCUAACCAUUCUCAGUCAACGACUGUCCAUGAAAGUUGCACAAAGUUGACAUUAGCUGUGAAGAAACUCUAGUUGCAGGCUGGCUGAUGACAGACCAAUUCCAAAAAGAGAGAAUGGAAAAAUCGAGGUAAAGCGGCUGUAAAGGCCUUGUCAGCUUUUCUCCCUAAUACAGGUUUUCAUGCAGAUACGGUAGUGUUAAAUGUAAGACUGUCUGUCUUUCUUUCCUAAAGUGUACUUCAACAAUUAAUCAAUAAAUAAAUCUGUCUAUACUUUGUAACUAUUCAAAAUCUUCUAAAGAAAUUAGAUUGCAUUCUUUGGAUUUUAAAAGAGCAAUGGAAUUUAAUUUGUAAAAGACACCUAGAAGAUCAGAACAUCUGUACAAUGUAAAGGAACACACAAAGGAAAACAAGCUUCCAAGGCCAAAAUAUCUCUACUCAAGCUAUGUCAACAAAAAGGGCCACAAAAGCAUGUGCCUUUUCCUGAAAGGAUCUGCCAAGCAGGAAACUAGGCAACCAUUCAAUACAUUCAUUGGGAAAGUAAAUAAUUUGUAAGCAUUCCUACAAAAAAUUCCUAAAUAUUUUUUCUUCUCCAAACAGUGUGUAAAUUUGAAGUUUAUUAUGGUAAUUGCUAUUUGCGUGGUGCAGGAAAGUACUGUACAUGAGCUAGUAUUUCAGUUGUUGCAAUGAUUUGAUUUGUUCCUACUGCAAGCUGUACCAUUGUUCUGACCUUAUUUUAUAUCUGCAGUAUAUUAGGCAGCAGAAGUCUCUGAGACAAAAGAAGAGACUGGGAGUAGAAGCAGACAGGAGUCACCCUGCAGCUCGACAAAGAGAGCAGUAAUAAAGAUACGAAUCGGACUUUAAAUGCAGGUGCUGUAUGGAGGCCUUUUCAGUCAUACACACAGCUGCUUGGGACUGGACCUUUCAGGCCUAAUAAAAGGUUUUACACUUUUGAAAUAAAAUGCAUCCAAGGAAACUGUGUUGAGUGGACUUGGAUCCCGUCACAUCAGCACACACUAUAGAUGGACAGAUGCCAAUACCGCAAUUGCAUAAAUACUGUAUGUCUGUAUGUAAAGGUCACCAUUUCUUUAACAUGGUUUGUUUUAACAUACAUGUUCUGGUAAUAUGUACCCAUUGUUAUUGAAUUGUAUCAGAGAGCAUGUCCUUUUAGUCCCAAGCUAAAGAAAAGGACUUCAGCAACUGCUUUCAUGGAUCUCUCCUCGUUAGCAUCUUUUGAAACCCUUGAUUCUGAUGGGACUGACCAGAGCAGCACAAAAUAUAAGCUGUGUAUUGGGGUUAAUUCUAAUGUCUAGGUCACAGUAUUCAGCACCAGUAUUGUUGGGAGUCCCAAAGGUGAAGUGAAGUAUUACUUUACUGAGAGGGUAGUGGAUGCAUGGAAUAGCCUUCCAGCUGAAGUGGUAGAGGUGAAUACAGUGAAGGAGUUUAAGCAUGCGUGGGAUAGACCUAAGGCUGUCUUAGCUAUAAGAGACUAAUGAAAGUAUUUUAGAAAAUAGGGCAGAUUAGAUGGGCCGAAUGGUUCUUAUCUGCUGUCACAUUCUAUGUUUCUAAGCAAUCCCUGAAGAAAAUAUCCAUUUGUUAACCGCUUCUUUCUGCACCCUUCUUAACUCCCUAAGGACGGAGGUGAUUUUCCAAGUGCUGAAACAAAACUUUGAAUUAGUUAUCUAUUUGUUCCACCAUAUUUUUUUUUUUAUUUUUUUUUAAAGAAAGAAAAAUCUAUAAAUGGAUGGGUCCACUUGAAGAGAAACACGUAAAGGACAGAACAUUACUGAUGAAUAGCAUUCUCACAAUGGGGGGAAAAAAGCAACAAUUGUUUCACAUUUUUGCUUCUAAUUUUUACAUAUCCAAUGCAAUGAAUUAAAAAUAAGUUGAAAUAGAUUAUACUACUCCUGAUUAUUAAAUGCCAAAUAUAUAGGAACUAAAUAAAUUUUUGGUGUUAAAAGCUAAUCCCAAAUCAACCCCAAUACUAACUUUAUACCAACCAUACUUCCUACAUUGCUUACAAUUACUAACCGUCUACUAAUCUUAACCUUAACCCUACACUAUCCUAAAUACAGCAUUUAUCACUGUUACCAUAACACUACAGCUAACUCUACCAUAGUUACAAAUCUGAAAAGACUCUUGCAUCCAUCAAGUUCAGCCACAUUUGUUUUUUGCUGUUGAUGUAAAAGGAGGUAAAAAAAAAACCCAGUUUGAAGCACUUCCAAUUUUGCAACAAGCUAGGAAAAAAAUUCCUUCUUGACCCCAGAAUGGCUGUCAGAUUUAUCCUUGGAUCAAGCAGUUAUUACCCUACAUUGAAAGAUUAUAUCCUUGAAUAUUCUGUUUUUGCAAGUAUGCAUCUAGUAGCUGUUUGAACAUCUGUAUGGACUCUGAUAAAACCACUUCUUCAGGCAGAUAUUUCCACAUCCUUAUUGUUCUUACAGUAAAAAAAAAACCUUUCCUUUGCCUUAGAUGAAAUCUUCUUUCUUCCAGUCUAAACGCAUCACCUCAUGUCCUGUGUAAAGUCUGGUUUGUGAAUAGAUUUCCACACAAUGGUUUGUAUUGGCCCCGAAUAUAUUUGUAUAAUGUUAUCAUAUCCCCUCUCAGGCUAUGUUUUUCUAAACUAAAUAGGUUUAAAUUUGUUAACCUUACUUCAAAGCUGAUAUGUUCCAUUCCUUUUAUUAAUUUUGUAGCCCGCCUCUGCACUUUUUCUAGUGCCCUAAUAUCCUUCUUUAGAACAGGUGCCCAAAAUUGCACAGCAUAUUCAAUAUGUGGUCUUACCAGGGAUUUAUAAAGAGGCACAAUUAUAUUCUCGUCUCGAGAAUGAAUACCCUUUUUCAUGCAUGGCAAUACCUUACUGACCUUAGCCACUGCUGAUUGACAUUGCACAUUGUUGCACAGUUUGUUGUCUAUAGCAAUUCCCAAGUCCUUUUCGUGUGUUGUUAUCCCGAUUUGCUUCCAUUAAGGGUAUACGUUGCUUGUGCAUUCUUUACGCCUUAGUGCAUAACUUUGCAUUUUUCAACAUUAAAUUUCAUCUGUCAUUUGAGUGCCCAGUCUCCAGUCUAUCUAAAUCCCUCUGCAGCAAAGUAAUAUCUUGCUCACAUACCAUAACUCUAACCCUAAAUCUAACCCUACCAUAACCCCACCAUUAACACUAAGGAAACCCUCUGCUGAUAUCAAUUCUGAUAAUUGAAAAUGGGCUUCCUAGUCAAAAAAAAAGCAGAUGGUGGUCUGUGACCGACAUCGACUUGCUGCUUUCGUAAUUGCAUUUAAUGUAAUUAUAAAUGGAGCCUACGUCCAGGUAAUUACAUUGUGAUCUGUUCUGGGCUGCUGACUAAGCCCAGCACUGGUCAGCAUUGGCUAGGGACAGACAGGGAGACCUUGCCUGGAGCAUUUAAGACCCAUUUUUUUAUUUAUUUUUUUGACAGCUCAUCAAAACGUCUGGGACCACUAAAAAUGGCCCUGGCAGACAGAGGGGAACCCUAUGUAUCCUAUGAUUUUACCCGGCUCACACCAAAACUGCAAGACGUUCAAUGCAGUCCUACAGAAAAUUGAGCCCACUCUGGGUAGGAUGGCUUGGAAUGUUCUAAUGUCGGGACAAGGUUAAAGGAACAUUCCAAGCGCCAUAAUUACAACAGCAUGCUGUAGCUACUCUGCUUACAUGAAUGCCCUGAUGCCUACUAGUAUAAUUUACCUGUGGCCAAAAAGAUAGAUUACACAACUUUUAGUAAUAAUGUUGGCUCAGCAUACGUAUUAAUGUCCAGGCACUCAAUCCACCCUCCUGCUAAUUAAAACCGAAUCCAAAUAUCUACACUAUAAAUCCUAAAUCACAACCAUAAAGCAAUAGAAGAAUGGUCCUUAAAUAUGAGGUGCAAUUUUGCGCACCAGUUUUAAUUGGCUUUCUUUUUGUUAAAUAAAUCAUGACAACAUGUAAUAUGCCAUGUGUUCAUCUGAGGUUGUACUUACCUAAUUUUAAGAACUGCUAAGGCACAGAUUAUUAUGCUAUAUAAAACCAUAAUAUUCAAAGAGAAUGUACUUUCUUUUUGCCAUGACUGUACAACUUAUCAGUAUGGCAAAAAUAUUUAGAACUUUAAAAAAAAAAAAAAAAAAACUAAGUUUCUGUGGUUAUUUUCUCUGGGCCAGAGCCACAUUAAGUUUGCCCAGGGCCCUAGGUAGGAUGCCAUAAUGGUCCCCUCCUGGAGUCCUUGGCUCUUUUCUGUUGUGUGUUGUAUGUGAGGAAGAGGCUGAGAACUUAAAGGGACACUGUAGGCACCCAAACCACUUCUGAGAAACUGGUAAUAAUUACCUCUGAGGGUUAACUCCUCCUCCAGUGGAUGUCUAUGAGACAGCCACUAGAGGGACUUCCGUAAAAAAUCAGACCUUUGGUCCGUUAUUUGACACUGGAUGUCCGCAUCAGAUUUUUCCCCACAGGAAAGCUUUUAAUGUGUUCCUAUAGGCAUGCACAUUUGGUGGGGGAGGAGUGUGGGCAGAGUCUGACCCAGCGCUGAGGGACAUCGGCACUGGAUUCAGGUAAGUGACUGAAACUUUAACCCCUUCAGCUGCUCAGGAGGAUGGCAGUGAGGGAGGGGGGCACUGCAGGAUUCAACAGUGCCAGGGUUUAUUUUCCUGGCACUAUGGAAUCCCUUUAAUGUGGGAUUUUGGCUGAGUGUAUCUUUGUGUACUGGUUGAGAGGUGUGUACGGUGGCUGGAUUUUGUGGAGUCUAACAGCGUAUUCAUGAAAAUGAAUUUCAAACACGAAAAUAGCCAUAUUGGAAAUAUUCUCUAAAUCAGCUAUGCUUACAGUUUACUCUGAUCUAAAACUUUAAUUAUCACUUUAGUGAAUAACUCUGUAAGUGCAGUGGGGGAGAGGUCUUAGUGUGGCUGAGUGUUGUGUGCUGUCUGAGUAUUGUAGGAGGUUUAAUAAUGUGCACUCCUUCCUGCUUUCCUUUUUGUUAUCUCUGGUGGUCCAGUGGAGCAAGGCACACAAAGAGCAGGUGGUCUGUACCUUUAUUGGGUGCAGAUCACUAUAAGAGCUCCUUCGCAGUCCCAGCAGUCCACAAUGCUCCCUCAAAGAGGUGAGAGGACAGGGGCGAACUGGGAAUAAAAAUUAUUUUAUUUAGCAAACUUAUUAGCAAAGUAGGUAUCAGAGAAUACGUUCACUCUUCAAAUAGAUCCUUAAGGGAACACUAUAGGGUCAGCAACAGAAACAUGUAUGCCUGACCCUAUAGUGUUUAAUCCACCAUUUAGGUUGUUUGCCCCCGUUAGCCACCUUCAAAAUGUUAAAACUCACCUUGAGCUGACGCUGACCCUACCUCCGAUCCGCCUCCUUGGUGACUUCACAAUUGCCAAUUUUUUUUGUCUGAAAUCAGCAGGGUGGCGAGAAAGCAGGGGAGCCAAAUACAGUUUUGGCCAAUCAGCACCUCCUCAUAGAGAUGCAUUGAAUCCAUGCAUCUCUAUGAGAAAAUUUCAGCGUUUCCAUGCAGAGUGUGGAGACACUGAACAACAGUGCUGCUUACUGUGCAGCACUACCCCAGGAAGCACCCCAAGUGGCCAUCUGAUGAGUGGCCACUUGGAGAUGUCCCUAGGGGCAAUAUAAACACUGUUUGUGUGAAAAUGCCUGAAGGCAAUGAUUAUACUCUCCAGAAUAACUACAUUAAGCUGUAGUUCUUCUGGUGACUAUAGUGUCCCUUUUAAUGUACUGACAAACUUUCAUUGACUAAUACAGACACUCCUCACUUACCGAC
This is a messenger RNA of Pelobates cultripes (western spadefoot toad), 33161 nucleotides long. Lineage: Eukaryota; Metazoa; Chordata; Amphibia; Anura; Pelobatidae. The record is from the annotation of a GenBank genome assembly.